AGGAAACGGAAAUACGAAUACCAGGCUAUCAAUAAUAAGCGUAUGGGUAGAAAACUAGCAUUUUGAUGCUAUCAUUCCUCUUAGUCUCGUUGGGGUUUGCUUGAAUUGAAUUUACUGGAGUUAAUUUUGUUAAUAUUAGCCUUCUGUGUUAACGUUAACAUUAAACGACUAACUCAACAGGCUAGUGAGGUGCUACCGUGAACAAGCUGGUGCUGGUUUGUUGACGCCUGGCUGCAGAGAAGAGUCACUGUCGGGAGGGAUUCAGUGAUUAUGGCCGACCCUGCGCGCAUCAAACCUGAGGUUACAUCCGAGAGAGCGACGUCUGCCAACGAGGAGCAUCCUAAAUCAGAGGAAAGUGAAGAUGUGCCAGCCACAGCAAAACCCACGGAGGAAGACAAAGAGUCAUCCUCGCAAGAUCAGCCCAAACAGGAGGUUAAAUCUGAAAGUCAGGCAGCUGGGGAAGACGAGGAAGAAGGAACCUCCGGCCAACCUAACGCCAAAAGACUGAAGGUGGAACCAGAAAAGAAAAAGGAGAAGCGCCACAAAGUUGAUGAGGAUGAAAUUCAAAAGAUGCAGGUUUUGGUGUCAUCAUUUUCUGAGGAGCAGCUGAAUCGAUAUGAGAUGUACAGACGUUCUGCUUUCCCCAAAGCUGCUAUUAAAAGGUUGAUCCAGUCCAUAACAGGAUCAUCAGUGUCCCAGAAUGUGGUGAUUGCCAUGUCUGGUAUUUCCAAGGUUUUUGCUGGGGAAAUUGUUGAGGAAGCGUUGGACGUUUGUGAGAAGUGGGGAGAUACACCACCGCUGCAGCCCAAGCAUAUGAGGGAAGCAGUGAGGAGGUUGAAGAGCAAAGAUCAGAUUCCCAACUCCAAGUUCAAGCACAUUCUCUUCCACUGAGGCACCUGUGCUUUAGAUUGUAUGGGAACUCUAACCGGUAAAUGCUUGAUGUAACAUACAGUUCAGUAAUCAUACUCAUGCAUUACAGUUGUAAAUACAUUAUGUUUUAUACUUGUGAAAUGUUUCAUUCUUGUUACUUAAUUAAAGAACCAGUGAACUUUC
Messenger RNA from Dicentrarchus labrax (European seabass), 1053 nucleotides. RefSeq names its product TAF11 RNA polymerase II, TATA box binding protein (TBP)-associated factor (gene taf11). Gene Ontology annotation, biological process: transcription initiation at RNA polymerase II promoter; RNA polymerase II preinitiation complex assembly. Gene Ontology annotation, molecular function: protein heterodimerization activity; transcription coactivator activity. The transcript has 6 exons. Gene Ontology annotation, cellular component: transcription factor TFIID complex; nucleus. NCBI's taxonomy places the organism in Eukaryota, Metazoa, Chordata, Actinopteri, Moronidae. Bases 271 to 891 code for a protein of 206 amino acids. The record is from RefSeq and is a predicted model, not a curated record.